Molecule: messenger RNA, 1019 nt
Organism: Hibiscus syriacus
Lineage: Eukaryota; Viridiplantae; Streptophyta; Magnoliopsida; Malvales; Malvaceae
Product: probable indole-3-pyruvate monooxygenase YUCCA5
Exons: 2
Coding region: 1-798 (265 amino acids)
Biological process (GO): auxin biosynthetic process
Molecular function (GO): NADP binding; N,N-dimethylaniline monooxygenase activity; flavin adenine dinucleotide binding
Source: RefSeq, a predicted model, not a curated record
AUGCCGAGUGUGUUGUGCCGGAUAUCGAGGGAUUGGAGAAUUUCGGUGGUGAAGUCAUCCAUGCUUGUGAAUACAAGUCCGGGGAAAAAUUCGAGGGACAAAAAAGUACUUGUCGUCGGCUGCGGUAACUCCGGCAUGGAACUUUCUCUUGAUCUUUGUACCCAGGAUGCUUCACCAUCAAUGGUGGUUCGCAGCUCGGUUCAUGUAUUGCCAAGAGAAGUAUUCGGGAAAUCGACAUUCGAAAUCACUGUUCCGAUGAUGAAAUGGCUGCCCCUUUGGCUCGUUGACAAACUGAUGUUGAUUUUGUCUUGGUUGGUGCUUGGAAACGUUGAGAGAUACGGGCUUAAACGCCCAUCAAUGGGACCACUAGAGCUCAAGAACAUAAAAGGGAAGACCCCUGUAUUGGACAUUGGUGCAUUGGAGAAAAUCAAAUCAGCUGACAUCAAAGUUGUUCCCGGAAUAAAGCGGUUCACGUAUAAACAAGUCGAGCUCGUUAACGGCGAGAGGCUCGACAUCGACUCGGUCGUAUUGGCGACCGGAUACCAAAGCAAUGUUCCUUCAUGGCUGCAGGAAGGUGACUUCUUUUGCAAGAAAGGGUUCCCAAAGGCACCAUUCCCACAUGGGUGGAAAGGGAAUGGUGGAUUAUAUGCAGUUGGGUUCACAAGGAGAGGGCUCUCUGGUGCUGCCUCGGAUGCCGUUAGGAUUGCACAAGAUAUUGGGAAGCUAUGGAAAGAUGAAACUAAGCAACACAAAAAGAUUUCCAUUGCUUGCCAAAGAAGAUUCAUGUCACAGUUCUAAACUCCCAAUCCUCAGUGCAAAAAGAAUAAAAAUAAAAAUAAAAAAAUCUAAAAAACCCUAAACAAAACAGGUAGCACAGGCUGACAGAGCCCUCUCCAAAGGCACAAGUUUGAUCCCUUUGGGCAUUUUGUACACUGAGGAUGAUGAGGCUUUCGAUUUUCUUUUUUCUUUUUGUAAAAUUAUAGUUUAUUAACAAAGUUAAAUGAUAUAGUUUCUUUCAU